Penicillium subrubescens is the source of this 2076-nucleotide messenger RNA. RefSeq lists its product as uncharacterized. The coding region runs from base 1 to 2076 and encodes 691 amino acids. Gene Ontology annotation, biological process: monoatomic ion homeostasis; monoatomic anion transport; borate transport. Gene Ontology annotation, cellular component: fungal-type vacuole; plasma membrane. Lineage: Eukaryota; Fungi; Ascomycota; Eurotiomycetes; Eurotiales; Aspergillaceae. The transcript is spliced from 4 exons. Gene Ontology annotation, molecular function: borate efflux transmembrane transporter activity; solute:inorganic anion antiporter activity. The record is from RefSeq and is a predicted model, not a curated record.
AUGUCUCUAAUAUCGGCGUUUCGCCCACCAUCCACACGCACAUCGUCAAUCCGUCAAAGAUCACGACCACGUCGGCGGAGAAAGACAAAUACACGGGAGCAAGUCGAUCUUGACUCCGAAGGUCAUGUUCAUGACCCAGAUGCCCAUUCAAUCAUCACACCCUCGAAACACACGCCAAAGCCUUUUCGAAAGCUACGAGGCUCUGUCGCGGCCGGUGGCCCUCUACGUCCCUUUCGACUUGUGAAGCAAGAUAUCGUCAAUUUGCGCCGGCGAUAUGUGUCUGACUGGACGGUUUUUAACCAGCUCAUCUUUGCCAGCGCCGUCUAUGUCUUCUUCACUAACCUCCUGCCUGGUAUCACAUUCGCAAGUGACUUGUACGUGCUCACUGGCAAAACCUGGGGCACGAUCGAGGUCGUCCUCAGCACCGGACUCUGUGGCAUAAUCUUUUCACUCUUCUCGAUCCAGCCCCUCACCAUCCUCGGCGUAACGGGUCCAUUCUCUGUCUUGGCAGAGAACAUCUAUUCGCUGUGCGAAGAUGUAUUCCAAAUACCUUUCCUGCCGUUCAUGGCUUGGUCUUUGAUCCAUUCUGCUUGGCUGCACUAUCUAUUGGCAAUUUUCAAUGCGCAUGACUGGACUAUGCGAUAUGUGACGACUUUUGCAACUGAGAUCUUCUCGCUCUUGAAUAGUAUCAUUUAUUUCCACAAGGCUAUUCAGGAGCUUGAGAGAGCUCAUGCAAGCCUGUCUUUUGCGGCCUUCCUCUACGCCGUGAUAGGUGCGGUAGGUACUAUGCUACUUGCCAUCUUCCUCUCCACUGCGGAGAGCUGGCGCCCUCUGUUCCACCGGUAUGUUCGUCUGGGAUUGACUGAAUACGCUGCUGCAAUCUCCAUCAUUAUAUUUAUUGCGUUGCCUCAUGUUGGUGAAUUGGCCAAUUUGGACAAAUCGACUCUGGCCGUGAGCACUUCCUUCCGACCAACAUCUCCGGACCGGGAAACCUUCUUCGUAGAAUUCUGGAAAUUGCCCAUCCAGUGGAUUUUUGGCUCCAUCAUUCCCGGUCUGAUUAUCACCAUUUUGUUCUUCUUUGAUCAUGAAGUCAGCUCAAUCAUCUGCACUAUUGACCGCUAUGGCACUCGCAAGCCAGGCGGGUUUGCUUGGGAUAUCGUGCUGCUAGGUACAACAACGGCAAUUUGCGGUAUUCUUGGCAUCCCACCCGCAAAUGGUCUCCUUCCACAGGCCCCUUUGCACUCUGAAUCUCUGAUGCACACGGUCAAAGAAGAGAAGACCAUAACAGUGGACGGGGAAGAGAAGGUAGAGACUCGAGAAGUUCGGCAAGUAUAUGAGCAACGCUGGUCGGCCUUUCUCCAUUCCGGCGCUAUUCUUUUGUUCAUCAGUCCGCCAUUUAUGAAGGUCCUUGGCUUGACUCCGACGAGUGUUCUUGCAGGCCUGUUCCUUUUUAUGGGGGAACAGAGCCUGUCCGUCAACCCUAUAUUGUACCGGACUUUCUACCUUCUAACUCCCCCAUCAGAGCUACCACCUCUGCCCCAGUCACUGCACAAGGACCCCGCAGCCCGUAGCGUCAUGGAAUCACCAUCUCACAACCCAUCCUAUCUUCCAGUCCACCUCUACACCAUCCUCCAGAUUGUGAUCACUGUCGUGGUCUUCAUCCUAACACUCACACCUGGAGCUCCUACAUUCCCAGUAUUAAUCAUCGCCCUGGUGCCAUUCCGACUUCUAGUCAUGAAGAAAUGGUGGCCCCGGGAAGUCCUCCGUUUUGUCGAUGCCUGGGCCUGUCGCGAAGGUACACCUGAGGACGACGAGGAUGCUGAGAAAUCAAGCGGAUUUCCAACUCAGGAGACCUCGAGUGGAGAUGAAAAUGUAACACCUGAUGGUGUGUUCCGCGGCAAUGAUAGUGGUGAUGAUCGCGGGCUCGCUGUUGGGGAAAGCGCUUCACACGGACAUUCUCAGGCAGACCUUGGUGAACAGAGGAUAUGGGGUGCUACCAGUAACGACGCAAAUCACGAAUGGGUGGAGCUUGACGCACGAGAGGCUCCUGAUGAGGAGCUAGGCCGUGAUAGAUGA